This is a messenger RNA of Pyrus x bretschneideri (Chinese white pear), 1333 nucleotides long. Its product is annotated as uricase-2. The record is from RefSeq and is a predicted model, not a curated record. Gene Ontology annotation, biological process: urate catabolic process; purine nucleobase catabolic process. The transcript has 8 exons. The coding region runs from base 169 to 1092 and encodes 307 amino acids. Lineage: Eukaryota; Viridiplantae; Streptophyta; Magnoliopsida; Rosales; Rosaceae. Gene Ontology annotation, molecular function: urate oxidase activity. Gene Ontology annotation, cellular component: peroxisome.
UUUGUUAGUUUGACAACUUCCGACGUUGGUGUCACGCUAGUCUGACUCUAAAUCACAUAGCCAAAUGGAAAGUUGAGAAUAAUUGGCUGAGGGCAGUUUAAAAGGAAGGCUGACGGUCUGUCUGUCUGGUUGUGUUUGGUGUCGGUCGCUGAAUCGCAGAGGGAGACGAUGGCGAACAGGAUAGAGGGGUUCAACUUUGAGCAGAGGCAUGGGAAGCAAAGGGUCAGGGUGGCGAGGGUCUGGCGGAACAUCGACGGACGCCAUACCAUCGUUGAAUGGAACGUCGGCAUCAGCCUCCUCUCCGAUUGCGUCUCUGCCUACACCCGCGACGACAACUCUGAUAUCGUUGCUACCGAUACCAUGAAGAACACUGUGUAUGUUAAGGCAAAGGAAUGUAAAGAAGAACUUUCAGUGGAGGAAUUUGCAGUUCGACUUGCUAAGCACUUCACAUCUGUUUACCAGCAGGUCACUACUGCCAUAGUAAGGAUUGUGGAGAAGCCAUGGGAGCGUGCAUAUGUAGACGGUCAACCACAUGAACAUGGUUUCAAAUUAGGAUCCGAGAAGCGUACAACAGAGGUAAUUUUAAAGAAAUCUGGUGCACUGCGGGUGACUUCUGGGAUUGAAGGACUAUCUCUGCUAAAGACAACAAAGUCAGGUUUUGAGGGGUUUAUUAGGGACAAAUACACAGCUCUUCCUGACACACGAGAGAGGAUUCUGGCUACAGAGAUCACUGCAUCAUGGAAGUACCAAUAUGAAUCCAUAUUUAGCAUCCCUCAAAAGACGCUGUACUUCACUGAAAGAUACCUGAGUGUGAAAAAAGCUCUGGCUGACACUUUCUAUGGUCCUCCAAAGGAAGGAGUAUACAGCCCGUCUGUCCAAAGCACUCUUUAUCACAUGGCAAAGACUGUUCUCAAUGGGUUUCCUGACAUAGAAGCAGUACAACUGAAAAUGCCAAAUAUCCAUUUCUUACCUGUUAAUCUAUCUAACAAGGAUAAUACUAUUGUGAAGUUUGAGGACGAUGUUUAUCUUCCAACAGAUGAGCCACACGGAUCAAUAGAAGCUACUCUAAGCCGUUUCUGGUCAAAGAUGUAGUUCUCGCCAUUUCUGUACUUGUAAGCUUUUAAAGAUACAGAAACAGUUCGUUCGACGUUUGAAGCUAUAAGCUUAACUCUUCCUGUAAAGUAGAAAGUAUUUCUGAAGAAGACUAAGUCCGACCUCAAGAAUGUCUGGAGGUUUAGAACUGAUGCAACUGUAAAAUAGAAAUAAGAGUGUGGAUAUGAAGAAUAAUGUUUGGAAGUCUGAAACAACUGAAAAUCUAGAGUUUAAUUCUACA